CUAUAUUUAGUUGUACAACAAAAAAUUAAAACCAGAAAAAAGGAGGAAAAAAAAAUGGAUUCCCAAACAACAGUUAAAACCUUAACAGAACAUCCUCUUCAAUACAGAGCUUUUGUCCAAAACAAUAUACUAAAAGAUGCAUCAUUUUCUUCUUAUCUCAAACCUGAAGAACAUAGUCCUGAUGAUUCCGAAAUCAACGUAUUCGAUGCGAAAAAAUAUUUCAGUGAAAGCAAUGAAUCCUCUCCUACUGUCCAAAAAAACAUAGUUGAUAAUCAAUGUGAAUUAGCUUCAGGUCAUCGACAUUCGUCAGUUUCUUCCGUAGAUAAUGCCUACGGAAGAAACUUUCGUGUCAAUUCUUUUCGUGCUACUCCAACUGCUUCAUCUGAAGCUAGUUGGAAUAGCCAAACUGGACUAUUAGCAAAUCCUCCGGGUGCUAUAGCUGUUUCAUUGAGAGGUAUUAAUACGAACGAGAAAAAAAGAGGUUCGUUUAGUAGUACUCGUAAAUGGUUUUUCUGUAGGAAAUGCCCUUGUUCUGGGAAGAAAUCGGUGCAAAUCGAGGAAACUAGCUCGGAGCCGAGAACAGAAAUUGGCUCCGAGCAGUUCCCCGUCAAACACACUAAUAAGGUGGUAGUUGAGAAAUCAAUCAACAUAUCUCAAAAAAAUUCGAUUGAAAUACAACAAAGAGUGGUGAGGCCACAAUCGUCAGAGACUCAUGUGGGAGCGAUAAAUAAAAUUGGAACGAUACAGAGAAGAUCAACGUCAGAAUCAUCAGAGAGUACUCAUGCUACAGCUACCUGUCAACAGCGUGUACUGGCACCAGUUAGACCAUUUACCGAAACGCCAGGUGGAGGAUUUUCAUUCCCAAUUCUGAACAAUUCAGGACAAGCGAAAUUGGAAAUCAAAUCUCCACCAACAAGAAGAUCGGUUUCCCCAAUAUUAGAAGAUCCGCCUCGAGAAUCACUCGAAGUAUUUCAACCAUCUUCCAGAAAAUCAACAGAAACAGAUCAUCGCCGAUGCAAUAAUUUCCCCUUCCCGGGUAGUCCAAUUUCUCGAGUGACAGCAACGGACGACGACGUUGCGAGCGAUGCAAGUUCCGAUUUAUUCGAAAUCGAGAGCUUUUCGACUUCGAUCGCGACGUCGUCAUGUCCGUUGUAUCGUCAACGAAAUUCACUAGAGGAGCCUGGUACGCCUAGCAUUGCAGCUACAGAGUGUUAUGCACCAAGUGAAGUGAGUAUCGAUUGGAGUGUUACUACAGCUGAAGGAUUCGAUCGUGCUAGUGUAACUAAUUAUUCAACAAUCUCGGAAAUCGAGACGAAUACCCGAUUUUUUGGCGGUAACGGUGGUGGUGGUGGUGACGGAGGAAAAUGGAAAGGGGGUGGGUUGUUGAGCUGUAGGCAUGAAAAGGCGGUAAAUGUAGGACCACAGCCAGUUAAAUAUGGGUCGCCCAAUGGGCUACCACAAUUGCCGUUGAUUAAUACGGCAGAACAUGUGGGAAGUAAGGCAAUGCCAAGAGCUAAUAAGCCACCUCUUGCAAGCUCUCAUUCAGCACGCUUGUCUGUUGCAUUUGCAGCAUGACAAACAUCUUCCUUCACUCUUUCAUGUUUGAUGUUUGUAUGUUUUAGCCUUCUUCUAUGUUUCAUUUUACGUGGCAUUAUUAUCAAUCGGAGAGUCUUGAGAAAUUUUUAUCGUGA
Molecule: messenger RNA, 1691 nt
Organism: Solanum dulcamara
Lineage: Eukaryota; Viridiplantae; Streptophyta; Magnoliopsida; Solanales; Solanaceae
Product: protein PHYTOCHROME KINASE SUBSTRATE 4
Exons: 1
Coding region: 55-1575 (506 amino acids)
Biological process (GO): phototropism
Source: RefSeq, a predicted model, not a curated record